CGCGGGUUUCGCUUCAUCUGGUUAAUAACAAACAGCCUCACCGGCAGUCCAGCAUGUCUCCAACACCGUCCGACUCUCCUCAUGGAGCUACAGAUUCAGCACUCGAUUCAUCCAAUGUUCUGACCCUUGCCGCCUCGUGCCUUGACAAGGAUGCACCGAACCUGAAUACUGCGUGGGAGGCGAUUGCGCUCGUGGGCCAUGCGUGCAUGGUUGCUGUUGAUUUCAGAUUAAUCGGUCUCGGAGAAGAUCGAAGAGUAGAGCAAAAUGCCCCUACGGCCGUGCUUCCCAAGGAGUGGAAUCAGACGAAAAUUUACUCAUUCCAAUACGCGCAUAGCCGAUCUUCCAUGCAAUUCAUUCUGAAGGUUAUACAGCUCGGAAAUAACGCCGUUGUUUCUGCCAUCGCUCUCGGCGACGAUAGAACAGCCUCCUUCGACAUCUUUGUUCGUGAUUAUGUUUCCCUAUCAUCUCUACCUAUCUCUCCAUCUUCGGACCUUUUGGAUACCCUAAAUCGCGUGUUUAUCUCCCCUGAACGUUUGAAGGACCUCAUUUCACUCUUCCGAAUAAACGUUAUUCAGAAACUCGCCCCAGGCCUACAGAAAGAGGGAUACGAAGAUACUUCCCAAGGCGCAGGCGGCGCUUCCCGGCGUCGCCAGGAAGAAGUUGAAGAUCGAAGACCGCCGCGAGAUCCGUUGCGGGAUGAUCGAUUUCCUCCCCCCGUCCAGCCAUACCCUUUCCACGAUCCACUCGCCGCUCCGCCCCGCCGUCCCCUUCCCGCCGGAGAUUUUCCACCUCCGGGCUUUGAAGAUGAAUACGAGAUCAAUGUCCCACCUCGAGGAUACAAUCCGUAUGGUGGCGAACGUCGGCCCUUGAACAUUGGCGACCGAGAUUUGUAUCCUCCCGGCCUGGGUCCGCAUGAUCCGCUCCGGCCACACUUAGGGCCAUCGGGAGGUGGUGGUGGGAUGCACCCGACGUUUGAUGAUCCUAUAUUUGGCGGGACCGGCGGGCAAGGUGGGCCGUUUGAUCCGCAAGUUCCGCCAGGCGCCAGAUAUGAUCCUGUAGGCCCAGGAGACGGGAGACCUUUUGGGCGUGGAGCAGGCCGGGGAGGAGGUGCGGGGCCCGGAGAAGGCGGGUUUGGUGGACUUGGUAGGUUUGGAGGAGGCUUUGGGGGAGAUAUAAUCUGAUAUUAAUGACUUAUGCUUUGCAUGGAUUCAAUGAAGCUUACGACAUGAAAGUUAAUGUUUUUGCAUAGGGAGUAAUUUGCAUUGGGAUGAGGAUAUGGCAGGGCCAAAUUGCAUAUGGUAAGGAAGCAUACUUGAAAUAGUUUCAAAUAUGACAAUCCUCUACUCCAUAUAAAGCAAUAUUUCCUUUGAACCGAGCUAUUCGUUCAAGAUAACUUGUAUAAUAUAGAGACGUGUCGCACGCUUGAA
Coccidioides immitis RS is the source of this 1427-nucleotide messenger RNA. RefSeq lists its product as uncharacterized. The coding region runs from base 54 to 1181 and encodes 375 amino acids. Gene Ontology annotation, molecular function: proteasome binding; endopeptidase inhibitor activity. The transcript has 2 exons. The record is from RefSeq and is a predicted model, not a curated record. Gene Ontology annotation, biological process: proteasome-mediated ubiquitin-dependent protein catabolic process. Lineage: Eukaryota; Fungi; Ascomycota; Eurotiomycetes; Onygenales; Onygenaceae.